This is a messenger RNA of Empidonax traillii (willow flycatcher), 2818 nucleotides long. Its product is annotated as receptor tyrosine-protein kinase erbB-2-like. Gene Ontology annotation, biological process: multicellular organism development; cell surface receptor protein tyrosine kinase signaling pathway; positive regulation of cell population proliferation. Gene Ontology annotation, molecular function: ATP binding; transmembrane receptor protein tyrosine kinase activity. The record is from RefSeq and is a predicted model, not a curated record. The transcript is spliced from 16 exons. The coding region runs from base 1 to 2469 and encodes 822 amino acids. Gene Ontology annotation, cellular component: signaling receptor complex; basal plasma membrane. NCBI's taxonomy places the organism in Eukaryota, Metazoa, Chordata, Aves, Passeriformes, Tyrannidae.
AUGUGGGGGGACACGCAGAGUGACAGGGGGGCCGCGUGUGUGACCCGUGGGUGUCUCGGCAGCGGCGCCUACUCGCUGACGCUGCGGGACCUGGCGGUGCAGGCGCUGGGGCUGCGGGCCCUGCAGGAGAUCAGCAGUGGGAUGGUGCUCGUCCACCACAACCCCCAGCUCUGCUUCCUCCAGAAGGUGCCCUGGGACAGCAUCUUCCGCAACCCCCGCCAGCGCCUCUUCCAGACGCACAACAAGCCCCCUGAGCAGUGUGAGAGCGAGGGGCUGGUUUGUUUCCACCUCUGCGCCCACGGGCACUGCUGGGGCCCCGGCCCCACCCAGUGCGUGGCCUGCGAGCGGUUCCUGCGCGGCCAGGAGUGCGUGGCCUCCUGCAACCUCCUGGAUGGAGCCAUCCGGGAACACGCCAACGGGACGCGGUGCCUGCCGUGCCACCCCGAGUGCCAGCCCCAGAACGGCACCGAGACCUGCUUCGGAUCGGAGCCGGACCAGUGCGUGGCCUGUGCCCACUACAAGGACGCCCAGCAGUGCGUGCGGCGCUGCCCCAGCGGGGUCAAGGCCGACGCCUCCUUCGUGCCCGUCUGGAAAUACCCGGACGAGGAUGGGGUGUGCCAGCUCUGCCCCACCAACUGCACCCACUCGUGCACCAUCCGGGACGAGGACGGGUGUCCCGUGGACCAGAAGCCGAGCCAGGUGACGUCCAUCAUCGCCGGCGUGGUGGGGGCUCUGCUGGUCAUCGUCCUGCUCCUCAUCACCGUCAUCUGCGUCAAGCGCCGGCGGCAGCAGGAGCGCAAGCACACCAUGAGGCGCCUGCUGCAGGAGACCGAGCUGGUGGAGCCACUGACGCCCAGCGGGGCCCUCCCCAACCAAGCCCAGAUGCGGAUCCUGAAGGAGACGGAGCUCAAGAAAGUGAAAGUUUUGGGUUCUGGUGCUUUUGGCACCGUCUACAAGGGCAUCUGGAUCCCCGAUGGGGAGAGCGUGAAGAUCCCGGUGGCCAUCAAGGUCUUGCGGGAGAACACAUCACCCAAAGCCAACAAGGAGAUCCUGGAUGAGGCCUAUGUGAUGGCGGGGGUGGGCAGCCCCUACGUGUCCCGGCUGCUGGGCAUCUGCCUGACCUCCACGGUGCAGCUGGUGACGCAGCUGAUGCCCUACGGCUGCCUCCUGGACUACGUGCGGGAGAACAAGGACCACAUCGGCUCCCAGGACCUGCUCAACUGGUGUGUGCAGAUCGCCAAGGGGAUGAGCUACCUGGAGGAGGUGAGGCUGGUGCACCGCGACUUGGCCGCUCGCAACGUCCUCGUCAAGAGCCCCAACCACGUCAAGAUCACGGACUUCGGGCUGGCUCGGCUGCUCGACAUCGAUGAGACCGAGUACCACGCCGAUGGGGGCAAGGUGCCCAUCAAGUGGAUGGCGCUGGAGUCCAUCCUGCGCCGGCGCUUCACGCACCAGAGCGACGUCUGGAGCUACGGUGUCACGGUGUGGGAGCUGAUGACGUUCGGGGCCAAGCCCUACGACGGAAUCCCCGCGCGGGAGAUCCCGGACCUGCUGGAGAAGGGGGAGCGGCUGCCGCAGCCGCCCAUCUGCACCAUCGACGUCUACAUGAUCAUGGUGAAAUGUUGGAUGAUCGACUCCGAGUGCCGGCCCAAGUUCCGGGAGUUGGUCACAGAGUUCUCCCGCAUGGCCCGCGACCCCCAGCGCUUCGUGGUCAUCCAGAACGACCUGGCGGGGCUGCCGGGCUCCAUGGACAGCACCUUCUACCGGGCGCUGCUGGAGGAGGAGGACAUGGAUGACCUGGUGGACGCCGAGGAGUACCUGGUGCCUCACCACGGCUUCUUCAGCGCCGACACCUCCACCACCUACCGCAGCCGCAUCUCCUCCGUGCGGAGCACGGCAGAGUCUCCGGCCAAGGUGGAGGAGGGCGAGGGCUUGUCCUCCUUCCCCUUCCCCGCCCAGGGCCUGGUGGAGGGGCCGGAGAGCCCCAUGCCAGAGGUGCCAGAGGGGGAGGGGGGGGUCAAGGCAGCCCUGCAGAGCCCUCCGGGGCGGGAGCCUGGCCCCCUGCCCCGGUACAGCGAGGAUCCCACCGGGCUGGUGGCCGAGGACAGCGAGGACCCCGAGGGCUUCACCGCCACGGCCCCCCACAGCACCAUGCCAGAGUACGUGAACCAGGCCGGGGAGCGUCCCCCCCGCGCGCCCCUGUCCCCGCCGGACAAGCCCAAGGGGCACCAGGGCAAGAACGGGCUCAUCAAGGACCCCAAGCUGCCGUUCCCGGGGCCCUUCGGCCACGCCGUGGAGAACCCCGAGUACCUGGCCCCUCCCCCCGGCCCCUUCAGCCAGGCCUUCGACAACCCCUACUACUGGAACCAGGACCCCCCCAAGGGCGGGGGGCCCGAGGGCGGCCCCGGCGCGACGCCCACGGCCGAGAACCCCGAGUACCUGGGCCUGGCCGGGCCCGAGGCCGUGUGAGAGACCCCCCCGACCUCGCCGAGGCAGCUCAGGGAGGGACGAGCCGCGGCCACGGGGCUGGGCACUGUCCCCUCUGCCCCCCCUGGGGGUGGCCCCGGCCACGCGGGGCUGGGAGAGCCCAGGACGCUGAGGGACAGCGAGGUGUGGGGACAGAGGGGUGACCCCCCCACGCCGGGGGGUGCCCGGGGAAGGACAGACUGGCACUAUCACCCACCACCACUGCAGGGCUGUCCCCGUGUCCGUGUCACCGCUGGGACACACGGAAUGCACUGAGAGCAGCCGGACAGGACGCCGGGCCUGUCCCGGUUCCCCCGGGACCCUUUGGAAGCCCCGGGAUGUAUAUUUGAGG